This is a messenger RNA of Formica exsecta, 3673 nucleotides long. RefSeq lists its product as uncharacterized. The record is from RefSeq and is a predicted model, not a curated record. The transcript is spliced from 8 exons. Lineage: Eukaryota; Metazoa; Arthropoda; Insecta; Hymenoptera; Formicidae. The coding region runs from base 2344 to 3588 and encodes 414 amino acids.
ACACUAUCCACUAUUUGCAACUCGCUGCUAUUGCCGUUUAUAAGCGCUCUUCAAAUAUACAAGCAUUCCCAGAAAGGCGAAUCCGAGAGCGCGACCUGACGACAAAAACAGGUGUUGAAUUUGUCCGUGUAAUUUUCCAAAACAAAGAAAUAUGUAUGCUGCAACAAGAGAACGAUGUAAUCGUCCAACGUCCAACGUGUUAACUGUAACCUAUGAAUUAUUUUUCGAAUUUUGUACGUCUAUAUAUGUUUUGUUUGGAAGAAUAAAUUAUUUUUAUUCAUACAUAGCGUAUUUUAAUUUAAAUUCAGAAUAACACACACAUAUUAAAUUUUGCUGCAUCAUGUGAACAAGAAAUUGUGGAAUUUAAAAGAUCUGACAUAGUCAACAUGAACAUUCAUAAUAGCAAAAGCGGAAUUUUUGAAUCAUCUUUAAAGGCUCAAUCUGAAAUGCAAUCAUGCAAAUUAAACGAAUCGGAAAGCAAACCAAAUAUCACAUUAAAAAGUAUUAUCACGUUAAUAUAAAUCGAAUUUUUCUUAUUUAUAUCAAUAUUAUUUUAUACAGUUAUGUUAUAUAUAUAUUAGCUUCGAAAUUUCAAAAUCGUCAACAAUUUUCGGUUUUUCGAAAGUAUUUUAACAACAUUAAAAAUAUUUUAAUGUUGUUAAUAUCGUUAUAUGUUGAAGAAUAUUUUGAUGUUAUAUUUUAAUGAACAUUAUUGCCAUAUUUAGAAAUGGGGCAAGAAUUGGAUAAAGCGGAGACAAAAUGUUCUACAUUAAAGUCCAAAUUAAAUUAUGUGAUGGGAGUUUGUCAGAAAGUCAAAUCGGAAAUGAAAGGCAAAGAAAAAUCUGAUAUUUCGCUAAAGCCAAUAAAAUCAUCAUCUGAAAACCCAAGCUUAAAAUUUUCAAUCGAACAUAACGAUUAUAAUAGCGAAAUUAUGGCAACAAAUAAAAUCCCAAAUUAUAAUUUUCAAAAAAUUUAUAACAUUGAACACAAGACUGAAUAUUUUGGUAUAAAAGAUUUUGAUAUAAAAUAUUUUGGUAUAAAAGAUUUUGGUACAAAAUAAUUUUUUCGUUAAAAUCAUUCAAGUUAUCUAAAUAUCUAUAUUCUUGUAGAUACCUUACGUUUAAAUUCGAUAUCUGCCCAAUCGUCACCUAGAGGAAUUGUCGGCAAUGGCGAUAUUACCGAGGAAUCUAAAAGCUUGAAGCAACAAAAGCAAAAUGAAUUAUUAAAUGUUACAAUUAUACCGAAGACUCAAGUAGAUAAGAAACUUCCUAUCGCGAUGACAACGAUGCCAGUCCAGAAUGAAACCCUGAAAGUAGGCGUACACGAUUACGCGUAUAUAUUAUAAAUCAUACACACAUAAUAUAUAUAUAUGUAUAUGAUUGUUAUAAAAAUUCUCGAAAUAUGAAUAGGCGAGUAGAGAAUACGAAGAUCCGCAGUCUUAUUUACCGGAAUACAUGCGGGAACAUUUGCAAUCAAUGCUGGGCGUAAAAGAUUCUGUCGAAAUACUGACAUCGAAAGCGAAUGAGGAGAAUUAUUUCCGCGAAUUAAUUCCACCGAAUUCUGCAAAAAGAGAUAUUAGAGAUGCGGAAUUGAAUUUGAACAUUCCGGAUACCGCGAAAAUUAGACGAGCGGAGAAAAGUAAACGUGCUUCGAAAAUAGAGAGAAGCGAAUCAAAUUCCAUUUAUAAUAAAGCGGGUGAUACAUUAUCUAAAAUGCGAAAGAAGAAAGGAAGAUUACGAAGUUCCGUUUCCAAGAGCACAGUUGCUACUAAAGAUACAAGUCUCAUCGGUAGAAAAGAAGCAAAGAAGCGCAGACAUAGAGGUAGAAUCGAAUUUGCGUGAUUUCUAUUCAAACAUUGUAUUUUAUAAUCAUCAUAUUAAGAAUAGAUUCUACAUCGAAUGUUGUUUAAAAAAUAUUUAACGCAGGCCGUAGCGUUAUUCAUCAACAGUCUAAUCCCCCAAAGAAUCCAAAAAAGUCCGCCGACGUCCUGGAAAUUUUUCAUAAUACUACAAUAAAGAGUAGUAAUUCUGGAAUAUCUAGUAAGCAUUAUAAAUUUGGUAAACAAACAAAGUGUGUAAAAAGACAUCCUACUGAAACUGCUAAUCAAAGGAUCCAAGAAACAUUAUAUCCUGAACAUGCUAUUGAUGAAUCAAUUCAAAUAAAUAAAAAUGAUCAAUUCAAUAAUAAGGAGAACGAACAGCCUAAUCAGUGUCCCCAGUCACCGAGUUUUCAAUGCAAUUCGGGGUAAUUUUUUAAAACCGUUAUAAUAAUAAUCAUAUCAUUAUUAUAUUAUAUGCAUAAUUAUUUUGAACAAUUAGUAAAUAUAAAAUUUAUUUUUUCAUCAUGCAAAUUUAUUUCUUCUACAGAGCGACUCCCGAGAAGAUUCAAAAAUAUGAUAAAUCCGAAAAGCAUUCCGAAGAUUUCUAUCCAUCGGCGCAUCAAAGCGCAUACAAAACGCAUCAAAGCGAGCAUAAUACUUUUAACAGAUGCAACGAUCCGAUGUUUACUCCUAGUUACGAGAUGCCGACUUUGGCAUCGAGAUUGAAGCGUUCGAACAAAUCGUACUUCAGCAGAUUUAACUUCCGAAAUAUACCGUUCGUAGUAGGAACUUCGGUAACACCCAGCCACAAUCUCGGAUUGAACAUUCAACAAGUAUUGAGCGUAAUGAAAACAAGACAGCCGAUUGCGAACGAUAUAUCUCCGUUAUUGAUUCAUAAAGUCAGUACAGGCAUGAAAUCGAUGUCGAUUCUUCUGGAACAGAGAAAUAGUCAUUCGGAAAGAUUGGCUCUCAAUAUAAGCUCGCACCUGCCUGAGACAUUUAACAACGGCGAGAACUCAAAUAUCGAUCGAUAUAAAAAAUUAUCUGUAUUUGAUUUACAACACGUAGAAACUCGUACGUCAAAUGUAUCUGACAAUGCAAAAAUGAUUCCUGAAAAAGAUAAUAUCAUUAAACAAUUUAAUACAGAAAAGAUUGAUUCUUAUGAUCAUAAGAUUAAGCAACAAUCUUCUACUGUCGUAAAUCAAAGCAAUACGCUAGCAAAUGUGAGAAAUCAGCAAAGAGUUUCAAAAAUAUCGUCAAAUAAGGAGACUAGCAUUGGCGAUUAUAAAAUGCGUACAAUUACUGGCGCACACAAUGUCAAGGAAAUACGUGAUAUUUUAAUUAAUCUACACGAUCAAUUUGAAGAAAUGAACACCAAAUAUGAGAAAUUGCAAUCAAAAAUGGAAAAGUCCAAAGAUAAAUCUUUAGCAAAAGAAUUGUCCGCUAUGGAAAAAGAACUUAAUAUCAAGGAGGAAGAAAUCAACGCCGUUAUCGGUCUUUACAAAGAAGUAAUGAUGCUGAAGCAGCAAAUGAAAAUGUUGCACGAGAAAAACAGUCUCGUUUGCAUUACGACCGAAUCAGGCAAGGGUUUCCAUAAGAAUCCUUUUCCCAUAUCGAUUUUACCUGGAAAGUCUCAUUCGAUGAAUCCGACACAGAUAUUCGGUCGACGAAAAUUUAAUGCAACACGAGAGCCGCCCACUUCUAUGCAACUGGCUGCAUUAUUACGGCAAAUUCAAACCUUUCAUAAGCAAAUGCAACUCGUAUUAUAACGCUACAUAGAGUUACGGUAAUGUGAAAAAAAUGCGUAUUUAUGGGCUACUCUUCGUACAGUUUCGCAAGGAACGAUUUUUAAGG